Molecule: messenger RNA, 666 nt
Organism: Triticum dicoccoides
Lineage: Eukaryota; Viridiplantae; Streptophyta; Magnoliopsida; Poales; Poaceae
Exons: 3
Coding region: 107-475 (122 amino acids)
Source: RefSeq, a predicted model, not a curated record
CCUAUCCCCCACCGGAUCCAGUCGCACCCCCACUCAGCCGUCUUUUGCCCGAAUCCGAGUACUCUUUGGACCUGCGGCGGCUGCUUGAAUCCCCGGCGUAGCAGUGAUGGAAGAUGCCGGCCUUGAAUUCUUGCAGGAUACCGUCGACCGAUUUCUCGUCCAGGAGGAGUUUGUCGACAGCCUUGAACACCCAGAUCCAGUACCUCUUGCAUUGUUAACGCCUGACGAAGUGAAUCCAGCCGGCCAGGAAGCCCGGAAUGUUGCAUCUGGAUGCGGCAGCAAGUUGACGGUGGUGGCGCUGGUAGGCCGAGCUGCGGCGACCGACGGUAGCGGGAGAUAUCACCCACUGCGUCCGCGCAAUCUAUUGACAGGGCCCAAAAGGUACUACUUGGUAAGCUCAGAAAUUACAAGUCUCCAGGAGAAGCGCUCGGAUUUAGGUGUUAAGCCAAAGAACCAGAAGGUCAGGCCAGGUUGACCGAGUUAGGUUGAAUAUUCAGUAUGUGCACACCUCUGCAUAUCAUAUUAGGUUGAAUAUUCACCACAUCACUAUCAUGUUCUGGUUUGUACUUUCCGGCUACCAUACCUGUGCAUAUCAUUGCUUUUUUCAUAUUGCUACUUGGUGAUGCUCAAAUUUAUUAUAUGUGCAAUUUUCAGAUCUAAAUUGCU